Colletotrichum higginsianum IMI 349063 is the source of this 894-nucleotide messenger RNA. RefSeq names its product Glycosyl transferase family 8. The transcript has 3 exons. The record is from RefSeq and is a predicted model, not a curated record. Bases 1 to 894 code for a protein of 297 amino acids. Gene Ontology annotation, cellular component: cytoplasm. Lineage: Eukaryota; Fungi; Ascomycota; Sordariomycetes; Glomerellales; Glomerellaceae. Gene Ontology annotation, molecular function: glycosyltransferase activity.
AUGGGUAGCCUCCAGCUGACUCUGGAAGACGUCGCGUACUGCACUCUCGUAACGAAUGAUGAGUAUGUCGUAGCUGCGGCCGUGCUGGCCGAGUCCCUCAAAUCGACCGGCACAACGAUCCCGCGGUGCGUCAUGAUGACCCCCGAGACCAUGUCGGAUGAAGCCGUAAGCAAGCUCGGCGCCGUCUUCGACCUCGUCAUCCCCGUCUCCGCAGUUGCGGGCCUGUCGACCUCGAACCUCGACAUCAUCGGCCGCCCGGACCUGCACGCGACCAUGACCAAGAUUCAGCUCUGGUCGCUCACGAGGUUCCGCCGGGUGCUCUACCUCGACUCCGACACCCUCGUUAUGUCGAACCUCGACCACCUCUUCGACCUGCCCGAGGCCAUUGGCUUCGCCGCCGCCCCCGAGAUCGGGUUCCCAGACUGCUUCAACAGCGGCGUUAUGCUCCUGCAGCCCAACGCGGCGACGCAUGCCGAGCUGAUGCGGUUCGCGGCGUGCGUCGACUCUUUCGACGGGGGCGACCAGGGCCUGCUCAACGUUUUCUUCGGCGACGGCACGCGGAGCCACCCGUCGAGGCUGCUCCUGCAGAACAAGAAGCCCGGGAGUAGGGAUCCCGGUGACGGCGACAACCACGGCGGAACUGGGCGCAACUGGUUCCGGCUUAGCUUCACAUAUAACAUGGAGAUGCACCGGGUGUACCGGUUUUACAUCCCCGCGGCGCUGCGGUACCGCGACGAGCACAAGAUCCUGCACUUCAUCGGCAAGGACAAGCCGUGGCACUAUGAGGGUGGCAGGGUGGACGUGCCGGACGACGCGGGGGCCUACCACCAGUUCUACGUGGAUAUGGUGGGGAAGUGGUGGGAUACCAGGAGGUCGAUAGCGGCGGCCCUGUGA